Molecule: messenger RNA, 3697 nt
Organism: Ficedula albicollis (Collared flycatcher)
Lineage: Eukaryota; Metazoa; Chordata; Aves; Passeriformes; Muscicapidae
Gene: TMEM87A
Product: transmembrane protein 87A
Exons: 20
Coding region: 1-1641 (546 amino acids)
Biological process (GO): retrograde transport, endosome to Golgi
Cellular component (GO): Golgi cisterna membrane; Golgi apparatus
Source: RefSeq, a predicted model, not a curated record
AUGGUCCUAAUUUCAACAAAUGUCAACCCCUCUAAUAUCGCUCCCUUUUUUGUGCCUUUGCAGGGAAAGAAGUUUAGCUUUGGGAAGAUUCUCUUCAGCAACACCACAAUUUUCCUGAGAUUUGAAGGAGAUGAAAAAGCUUGUGAACCCUCCCAGAUUUUCAAUGUUACUUGGUACUUAAGAUACUCUGACUGCUACAAUGAAGUCUUCAACUUUGGGGAUGAGCAAGCAGAUAACUAUUUUGGGACUACAGCUGAAGAGCAUCCGGGUUGGUCUGGAUACUAUGCCACUUCUUCUCUCAUCUUUCAAAAUUGCUCUGAGCUCUUCAGGCCUCAGAUAUUCUAUAAAGAAUUUGUUCAUCCAGAGCCUCUCUCUCCUGAGAAACAAGAGGGCGUAAAAGAUAAGAAGGAGAGUGCAGGAAAUCACUCAAUGGUGACAGAUAAACCUGCAAUGAAUGCUAUUAUCAAAACUUGGCGAGAUGGGCCAUAUAUAUUUAUUGUGCAAAUUGGACUUAAGACUGCAAAGGAUUCUACUGCCAGACUUAAAAGAACUGAGAGAACAACACCUUCCUCAUAUCAGAACAAGCCCUUUACAAUGACAGUAGAACUGAAGGGGCCAUAUGAGUAUCUUUCACUUGCAGACUACCCUCUGAUGAUUUUUUUCAUGGUGAUGUGUAUUGUGUACGUAUUCUUCGGGGUUCUGUGGCUUGCGUGGUCAGCCUGUUACUGGCGGGAUCUCCUGAGGAUCCAGUUCUGGAUUGGCGCUGUUAUCUUCCUGGGAAUGCUGGAGAAAGCAGUUUUCUAUGCCGAGUUCCAGAACAUCCGCUACACGGGCGAAUCCGUUCAAGGAGCAGUAAUACUGGCAGAACUUCUUUCCGCUGUGAAGCGCUCGUUGGCUCGAACUCUGGUCAUCAUAGUCAGCCUGGGAUAUGGGAUAGUCAAGCCUCGCCUUGGAGUGACUCUUCACAAAGUAGUUAUGGCUGGAGCCCUUUAUCUGUUAUUUUCUGGCAUGGAAGGUGUUCUUAGAGUCACAGGGGCCCAGAAUGAUCUUGCCUCCUUGGCUUUUAUUCCCCUGGCUUUCCUAGAUACUGCCCUGUGCUGGUGGAUAUUCAUCAGCUUAACUCAAACAAUGAAGCUGCUAAAACUUCGAAGGAAUGUUGUGAAACUGUCUUUGUAUCGGCACUUCACCAACACACUCAUCUUGGCAGUAGCAGCAUCUAUUGUAUUCAUCAUCUGGACAACCAUGAAGUUCAGGCUGGUGGACUGUCAGUCGGACUGGCAAGAGCUAUGGGUGGAUGAUGCCAUCUGGCGUUUAUUGUUUUCAAUGAUCCUUUUUGUCAUCAUGAUUCUGUGGAGACCAUCUGCUAACAACCAAAGGUUUGCUUUCUCACCACUGUCAGAAGAGGAUGAUGAUGAUGAACAGAAAGAGCCAAUGUUAAAGGAAAGCUUCGAGGGAAUGAAAAUGAGAAGUACAAAGCAAGAACCAAAUGGGAAUGUAAAAGCAAACAAAGUUCAAGAGGAUGACCUGAAGUGGGUAGAGGAGAAUGUUCCUUCAUCAGUGACAGAUGUUGCUCUUCCAGCUCUUCUGGAUUCAGAUGAGGAAAGAAUGAUUACCCACUUUGAAAGGUCCAAAAUGGAAUGAAGGAGUAGCUUUUUGCUCUUGGAAGUGGAGACACCUCUGUUAAAGUUGCUUGGUGGAGCAAGUGCAUCCUGCUGAUUUGUCUCUUGAUCUCAGCCUUGAAAGUUUGAUGCUUUAAUGUCAUGGAGGGUGUCUUGCUGUGGAAGAAGUUCACAAGGACAUUAUAAACCUUUUGGAAAUUUGAAUUUAAAGUUGCUGCAAGUUUGGAUUUUUAAGCAGUUGACAUGUGUACUAUUCCAGCACCUUCUGUAACUUUUCAAAUAUUUAAUCUGUGAAACUAAAAUUCCUAAUGUCUGCUUGAGGAGUUUAUAUUUCAAUGUUACAAUUGACACUUAGAUGUGAACUGCCUGUACCUUUUUGGGGGGAGGGUGGCAACAGAUAGAAAUAAGCACUGAAGAAACAACAGACCCAUUUUCUGGUAGAUAACAACUGCUGUUGUAUGUCAUGUGUUCACUAUGCAUGGGAGAGUUUUAGAGAGAAGCUCCUGUUGAUGAAGAAAAUUAAGAUGCCAGAAAGGAAAUAUUUGGAAAAGUUACAGUGAUAUGAGUUUUUAACAAAAUCAAGUGCAAUUUUAUUCAUAACACUGUGUAUGAAAGAUUUUCUAUUUUAAAUGCCAUUGACCUGUAGGUAACAGCUGCCUAGAGCUAACACACUUGCUGUUGUGGCACAUCUCAUUGCCGGCAAUGUGGUGGAUGCCUGGAAAAAUGAUUUGCCCCUACCUUUCAUGUGUUGCAUGAUUUAUUAAAAAAAAAAAAAACCCCAACAAAUAAAACAGCAAAAGCAAACAUCACCAGAACCACUCCUGCAGUGCUCCACAAGUGCUUGACUACAUGUUAAGCACAAAUUAAGUGGAUGUUUCAGCCGAACUCUUCCCCUUUUAUGUGUAACAUCUCCCACCAAGAAGCCGGCACUCCUCUACAGAAGAUGGCAUUGCUUUCUAAUGGCGUGAGCACUGCCUGCCUUACUUGAAAGAGGAUUUACAGGGAGUCCACAGUGCUGGGAUAGUUCUGUUCCCACUGUCUGUUUAGAAUUGCUUCCCAUGUAAGUGAUUUGAUGCUGGGCUUUCCUGUCCCAACUGGUCCCUGUGGCCAAGAGGUACUCUGAGAUCACUGUGUUUCAGUCAAAGUUGCAGGUUUCUAUUCUAUAUAAUUGCAUUUUGUUUCUCCUUUUGAAAUGAAAAGGAGCUUUUGGAUAAUGUUCUGGUUUCUGCUUGGCUGUGGCAGCUGAAGUUGCAAUAACUUCCUCAUGGAAACCUGUCGUGGACUGUAUGACAAAAGCUCUAAUUUGGGUUCAUAACCUUUAAAACUGAUGAUUAGGAGGCAAGCAGCUGCUGGGUAUCUAGGAAGCAGAUGUGGCUGCUGCUGGAACAGCAUAGAGCAUCAGCUUUUCUGGUUCUUCUCAUAGCUAUGUCAGCAGAAGUGAACAUGUGCCUGUACUUCAUUCAUUCAUUCCACUGUAAGGUUAGGUAGCUUAGCUGUAGCUCCCCUUUAUCAGCAAUUCAAGCUGAAACAUGGCACUUUACAGUACAGUAGGUGAGGCACAAGGACAUAGCAUCUUCUGCUAGCUCUGUUGUGGGGAGGGCAGAGGGGCCGAGAAAAAAAGCUGUGGCUGUAGCACCUCACUGCUUGUGCAAGAGUUGCUGGAGCUCUUCUGCCAUCCUUUUCAGGCCACAGAUAGAAUCUUUAAUUAGAAAACACUUCUAAUUUGCUAUGCUUAAUUCUAUAGAUGAAAAAAAUAUUAUCUCCAUCUCCUUUUGGGGAGAGGAAAUUUUGUGAAAUAAAGCUACACAAAGCUUGCUAUUUAAUUUUUUUUGUUUUCAUUUUUAAAGAAAUCCUAUUGUUUUGGGUUGUUUGGGUUUUUUGAAACAAAUAGGUGAAAAUGUUCUCUACUGCAAGCACAAAAGUUUGUACGUACUAUUUAAUAAAGGCUAGGCAAAGAGUAGAAAGGCUCACAUUGUGUCCUUCCAGUUUCUUAAUCUCUCUUCUCUCACAUGAAUUGUUACCACCUUCACAAAGCUGAUGAAGUUAUUCCAAUAGUUAUUUCCAAGACUGAAAAUGAA